GGGAAGCCGGCAUCGCGCAGUGUCCCAUCGUGUGGUUCAUUCACAUCCCAAAGACCGCCGGCUCCACGAUCAACGACGUGCUCAAGCGAAGCAACUCCGACAAAGUCCAAUACACUAGCUUAGGGCCGAAACGCAAUGUCUACGUCUCCCACGGCAGAAACCACAAUUGGGCGCGCCCAGACCUCCUCGCGAUGGCGAACCGAACCGAGCGCAAAAUUAUCGUGACCGCCGAGACGCCGAUCGCCGACCUAAAGCGGCACGGGUACCCGUGGCUCUCGGAGACGUGCUUUUUCUCCGUCGCGCGCGACCCUUACGAGUGGGUCAUCAGCGCUGCGAACCACAUGAACCGUUCAAUCAGCAGCCGUUAUGGGUUCUUCGACCACGCAAACAUCCAGUCCUACAUGACCGGCUACGGCGCGGGGGACCACGGCGCAGCGUUCGUGUGUGUGGGCACCCUCGACCACUUCCUCGACGUCGAGCACGGCCUGUUCCCCCGGUUCGCGGAGAACCUGACGCUACCUCACCUCAACGCGCGCCCGCACGCGGUCAACAUCACGGAGGAGCUGGAGGAGGUUGUCCGCACGAAGUACGCGAUCGACCUGGAGCUCUGGGCUAGCGUGGCGCGGCAGGGGCUGGUUUGUUGGUAGCCUGCUAAGAUAGAGUAGUAUAUGAAGUAGAGCCCA
Pelagomonas calceolata is the source of this 683-nucleotide messenger RNA. NCBI's taxonomy places the organism in Eukaryota, Pelagophyceae, Pelagomonadales, Pelagomonadaceae. The record is from the annotation of a GenBank genome assembly.